AUGGGCUCUCCCAAGUAUUGCACAUUAGAACCAAUUGAAGAAUUACCCCAAUUAGAAGAAUCACAAGCUGGCUUGACUAAUUUAAUUACUGAUUUAAGUCAUUUAAUUGAUGAUCGUCAAUCGACCGAUUUAAUUAUUUAUGUCGGCGAGAAUAAGACACCAUUUUAUACCCAUCGAUUGAUCAUUUGGGCACGAUGUAAAGGCUUUCGAAAUCAACAUCCCUCCAUUCUAUCUCAAUCGCAUGGCUGUCAAUCGCCUGCUAUCAUUAACAAACCCUAUCUCAAUGCCCAAUAUUUCCAACAAGUUGUCGAUUAUUUAUAUAUUGGCAAGAUUAAUCUAGAUAGCUCCAAAGUCUUUCCAAUCUUGGCGAUAGCUGACGAUUUUGGCAUCGCUAGCCUGCAAAGUGCUUGUGUUGAUCAAAUUAACUCUCAAAGAACUAUUGAUAAUGCUAUUAGCUACUAUAUGGUGAUAAGGGAUAUUAUUUUAUCCAAUGAUAGCGAAUGGCCGGCUGUGAAUGAGGUCAAGAAAAGCUGUCUAACAUUUAUCGAUGAAAAUGCCGAAGAUGUAACCAAUACUGAAUCAUUCCUACACUUAAGCAAUGAAUCAUUAAUUGAAUUAGUAGGCAGGGAUGAUUUUGCGUUAUCUGAAGAGGAAAUAUGGAGAUCAGUAUUACGCUGGGCUAAAAAUAAAGCUGAUGUAACAGGUCAAAUCAAGUCAUGGAAUGAUAGUGAAAAGAUGGCUGUAUCGCAUCAUUUAUCAAAGGUGAUCCACUGUAUUAAAUUAUUGCUAAUUGAUAGCGAAGUAUAUGCACAAGAAAUUGAACCUACUGGUGCUGUUCCGAUGAAAUUGUCAUUAGAAAGAUAUCGUUUUGCUGCUGUACCUGCUGCUUUCAAUACUGCUACUGAUAAUCGCCUUCAACCAAGAAAGAUGAAGACACUAUUUUCAGGAUCAGUCCUUUUAAGUGGCGAUAAUUUAUACUUGCAAAGCAUUUUAAACGGAUGGUAUGGCAAUGAAUUACAGCAAUGGAAGCUUAUAUUUCGUGCAUCACGCGAUGGAUUUAGUGCAAGACAAUUUCAUGUAUAUUGCGAUAAUAUUGAUCCGACGUUCGUAAUUGUUAGGGGGCCCGAUGAUAAUCUAUGUGGUGGUUUUAGCGAUCAACCGUGGAGCAGAAAAGGAGCAUCUGGCAGCUACACAAGAUCAUCAAAGGCAUUUAUAUUCACAUUAACAAAUCAACAGGACAUGCCACCAAGUCGAUUCGAUAUUACGCAAGAAAAGUACGCAUUAGUGUACGAUGAAGAGUAUGGUCCAACCUUUGGAGCAGGAGCAGAUUUAUGCAUAGCAUCGAAUUGUGAUAGCAAUGAUCAGUCGUAUUCGAACUUUCCGUACUCAUUUGAAGGUCUAAAUGCUUCUGUUAACCUACUUAUGGGAUCAUACAACUUUUACGUUAAGGAUUACGAAGUUUUUACUAUUAAGUAAACGUUACUACAAGUGUUACAUUAAACUGCACCUUAUAAAGACAUUAACGUAAAAAUAUUUGAUCCCGAUAAACCAAAUUAUUUAUUUUUGUUAAUUCUUAAAUCGAUCUUAUAUUAGAAUGUUUCUAUAAGUAAAUAGCCCAUCUUUGAACAAGUAUAUGAGUAUAAAUGCUAUGGUAAUUGCUAUAAAUCUCGGUCACUUAUGUCAAACUUUUCUUCAUUAUUUUAGUUCAUUAAUAGGCCACAGAAACUGUUUCAUUAUUUGUCUGAGCUAUCGAUUGUAUUAUAAUAGUAUAAAAAUCCAUCAUAUAGAUAUUACUAUACGUAAAAGAAAGUAAUAUUGAUGUAGAAAUGUAAAAUUCACUUUCAGAUUUUAUCGAGAAUAGAAUUAAUUGAGUUCUAGUGUCAUAUUCAC
Messenger RNA from Trichoplax adhaerens, 1890 nucleotides. RefSeq lists its product as hypothetical. Lineage: Eukaryota; Metazoa; Placozoa; Uniplacotomia; Trichoplacea; Trichoplacidae. Gene Ontology annotation, molecular function: protein binding. The record is from RefSeq and is a predicted model, not a curated record. The transcript is spliced from 9 exons. Bases 1 to 1476 code for a protein of 491 amino acids.